Molecule: messenger RNA, 2648 nt
Organism: Acipenser ruthenus (sterlet)
Lineage: Eukaryota; Metazoa; Chordata; Actinopteri; Acipenseriformes; Acipenseridae
Product: prestin-like
Exons: 19
Coding region: 281-2494 (737 amino acids)
Biological process (GO): transmembrane transport
Cellular component (GO): membrane
Molecular function (GO): oxalate transmembrane transporter activity; chloride transmembrane transporter activity; secondary active sulfate transmembrane transporter activity
Source: RefSeq, a predicted model, not a curated record
AUGUGUGGCUCUUUUCCAAGCUGCGUGUAUUUCCUUGUUUCUAUAGAAACUUUGGAAAAAUACAGGCAGAGCGAGUGCGUCAGACACCCAUCAACAUGUUUCAUUCUGGGUUGUGUAGUUCUUUGUGUACCCGAUGGCUCUCCGUGUACAGGAGGUAGAAAUACAAGGCCCAUAAUCCUCAGCGACUGUUUCGAAUUACACAUUUGAUAGGGAGAAGUCAAAGUUCUGGUUCUCUUCCUUGUACUGUGUGCAUUUCUGAAAUGUACAGUAACUUUUCGAUAUGGAAUACGAAUCAGAAGCUGAGAAUAUUUCCAGGACAUUAAUGUACCACGUGGACCGACCUGUAUAUAAUGAGGGGUGCAUCGAAACAGAGCUGCUGCAUAGGAAACAAAAGAAAACCCAGACAAUAAAGCAAAAGUUAUCUCAGAGUCUUCGCUGUUCUUCCAAGAAAUUGCAGUCAGCUGUGUACAGUUUCUUACCGAUUCUGACAUGGUUACCCUCGUAUCCAGUAAAGAAAUAUUUGUUGGGAGAUAUUAUUUCUGGUUUGAGUACUGGAGUAAUGCAACUACCUCAAGGUUUAGCUUAUGCAAUGCUGGCAGCUGUGCCACCUGUCUAUGGCCUUUAUUCAUCUUUCUAUCCAGUCCUACUGUACACUUUCUUUGGAACCUCAAGACACGUAUCUAUAGGCACUUUUGCAGUGAUAAGCCUCAUGAUCGGUGGAAUUGUGGUUCGGGAAGUACCUGAUUCAAUGUUUGACAUUACAACAGUUAAUGGAACCAAUAACACAGACAAUCAACUGGCACGGGAUGCCAUGAGAGUAAAGGUAGCGGUGGCUGUUACUUUCCUUACAGGAAUCAUUCAGUUUUGCUUGGGUCUUCUUCGGUUUGGCUUUGUUGCCAUCUACCUGACAGAGCCCCUGGUCCGAGGGUUCACAACAGCAGCUGCCGUGCAUGUGGUGGUGUCACAGCUAAAGUACCUCUUCGGGAUAGAAACAAAACGUUACAGCGGGCCUUUAUCAGUCAUAUAUAGCUUCAUCGCAGUAGUUUCGAAAAUUACAACAACCAAUACUACAGCAAUAACUGUUGCAUUAAUUUGUAUUGUGUUUCUGGUGGGGGUAAAAGAAAUCAACGAACGCUUUAAAAAGAAGCUGCCAGUUCCAAUACCUGGGGAGAUCAUUGUGGUGAUCAUUUCAACUGGUGUCUCAUAUGGGAUGAAACUCCAUGAGAACUAUAGGGUAGAUGUUGUUGGAGAAAUACCUGUUGGGCUCCUUCCUCCUGUUGUUCCAGAUUUCAGCAUAUUUGCUGCCGUAAUAACAGAUUCCUUCGCCAUUGCAAUUGUUAGCUUUUCUAUGGCUGCAUCAAUGUCCAAAAUCUUUGCUCUUAAACAUGGCUACACUGUUAAUGGCAAUCAGGAGCUGAUCGCUUUAGGCUUGUGUAAUUUUUCAGGAUCGUUUUUCCAGACAUUUGCCGUCACCUGCUCAAUGUCCCGUAGCCUUGUCCAGGAGAGCACAGGAGGGAAAACUCAGAUUGCAGGUUUAUUGGCCUCCGUUGUGGUUCUCCUAGUUAUUGUGGCUUUCGGUUUUGUCUUUGAAACAUUACCUCAGACGGUUCUGGCGGCGAUUAUUAUGGUGAAUUUGAUAGGGAUGUUUAAACAGUUCAGAGACAUCCCUUUGCUCUGGAUAACCAGCAGGAUUGAACUUGCAAUAUGGUUUGUGGCUUUUGUUGCAUCUGUUCUCCUGGGAUUAGAUUAUGGACUGCUUGUGGCUGUUGCAUUUGCAAUCAUCUCUGUUAUUUACAGAACUCAAAGUCCAAAAUAUACAAUUCUUGGCCAGAUCCCAAAGACUGAUUUAUACUGUGAUACUGAAGAGUACGAGGAGGUAAUGGAGCUUUCUGGUAUUAAAAUAUUCCAAGCAAAUAGCCCGCUGUACUUUGCCAAUAGUGAACUUUAUGUUAAUGCCCUCAAAAAAAAGACAGGAGUGGAUCCUGUUGCGUUACUAGCAGUGAAGAAAAAAGGUCAGAAGAAACAAGAAAAGGCAAAAAAUCAAACAAAGACAACUAAUAAGAAAAUAAACUCGGUUGUUAAACUUACCAACGGUCAGGAGAUGGGUGUUAAACAUGAGCUUAUGGACGGAGAGACUCACACAGACUUAGUCAGGAAUGGUCAGUUUGUAACUGCUAACGGAGAUGGAGAGGCAGACUGCGAGCAAUCCUUGAGCUUUUUGGACCGGCUGACGGGUGUUCACUCUAUUAUUUUAGACUUCACUCCUGUCACCUUUAUAGAUUCCGUUGGAGCAAAGGCACUUAAAUCUAUCAUGAAAGAAUAUGAUGAAAUUGGAGUUACAGUGAUUGUAGGAGCAUGCAGCAGAGCUGUAAUGGAGGAUCUCAGCAAACUUGAUUUCUUUGAUGGUUCCAUCACCAGAGACCUUGUCUUCCCAAGUGUUCAUGAUGCUGUGCUGUACUGCCAGUAUAAAGGACCUGUCGACCCCUUGGAGUAACUAAGAUGGUGAAAUGGAACUACGCUCUGCAUCUAGUGCGACAAUAAGACAAGAGAUUUGUUAAUCUGUUUAAGUGCAAUUUAAUUUUUAUUAGGUUUUGGAAAAUAUAUCUACUUUUUUUUUUUUAAAUCAAGGUAAUUUAAUGUACUUAACA